Salvelinus sp. IW2-2015 is the source of this 1116-nucleotide messenger RNA. The record is from RefSeq and is a predicted model, not a curated record. NCBI's taxonomy places the organism in Eukaryota, Metazoa, Chordata, Actinopteri, Salmoniformes, Salmonidae.
AUGCGAGGACAGGUGUUCUCAUGGGGUCUGAACAGUCAUGGACAGCUGGGACUGGGGAAGGGAGUCCCUCUGCAGCCCAUUCCUGCCCUGGUGCGCUCCCUCACUGGAGUCCCAGUGAUCCAGGUAGCAGCCGGAGGAACCCACACUCUGGCCCUCACCCUCCCAGGCCUGGUUUACUGCUGUGGGGCGAACAGGGCUGGGCAGCUGGGACUCAACCGUGUGGAUGAGAAAGGCCGGUUCAACAUCUGUGCUGUGCCUGCUCUCAGAGUCUUGGGGGUUUCCUUCAUCAGCUGUGGAGAGGCGCAUUCUGCUGUUCUCACCAAGGUAUCAUACUAUUACUGUGGAGAGGGACACUGCUGUUCUCACCAAGAGCUGUUGGCACCAGAGUCUGAGAUGUUCAUGUACAACGACACCAAGACACUGGUUGGUUCCUGCCAAGGUAUCUGGGAUGACCUGAAGGUGGAGCUUGAUCCAGAGAACAGGAAAAAGUCACAAGUUUUAACAAGAAGCCUUGCCUUCAACCAAUCAGCGGAGAAGGUGUUUGAAGAGUUCAGGAGAGGCUUCUUCAAGGUGUGUGACAGGGACGUGGUGGAGUUCUUCCAGCCUGAAGAGCUCAGGGGAGUCAUGGUGGGGAAAGAGGACUACGACUGGGACACGUUCAAACAGAACACUGUGUAUGAUGGAGAGUACCAUGCCAGACAUCCCAACAUCGUCACAUUCUGGGAGGCUUUUGAGGAACUGACAGACGACCAAAAGAAAGCUUUUCUCCUGUUCCUGACAGGCUGUGAUCGCGUUCCUAUCCUGGGCAUGGACAAGAUCCAGAUGACUGUAGCAGUCUUGCAGAACUCUACUGAACUACAUUUCCCAGAAUCCCUUACCUGCCACUUCCUACUGCUGCUGCCCAUCUACCCCUCCAAGGAGAUGCUGCUGGCCAGGCUCAAAGAGGCGGUGGCCCACAACAGAGGCUUCUGGAAGGAGUAAUGGACACUAUAUAUAGGCUACUGCUGUGUUAAUCAUUUCAUGCAAUUUGUUUCUUACAUGUCAAUAUCUAUUCAGUUUAGCAUAGGAUUUUGGUUGUGUUGAUAUAGCCUUCAUCUAGGUUCAGAUUUGACACUU